Molecule: messenger RNA, 765 nt
Organism: Acanthosepion pharaonis
Lineage: Eukaryota; Metazoa; Mollusca; Cephalopoda; Sepiida; Sepiidae
Source: the annotation of a GenBank genome assembly
AUGUCAAUAAUAAGUCACAAUUUCUUCCUGCUCAUAUCUAUCUAUCUAUCUAUCUAUCUAUCUAUCUAUCUAUACAUCUAUCUAUAUCUAUCUAUCUAUCUAUCUAAAGAAAGAGUUCUUCCCGCUUCGAAACGAAAUAAUGACCUUUCCAAGCUUGCUAGUGUCGCCAAAGACAACGCAAAUAUGGUUGCAACUGAGAUUGCAAAACCAUCAGUGGUCAUUGUCACUUGUCUAUCUGUCUUCGUCUCUCCAUAUCUAAGUCUAUUUCUAUCUAUCUAUCUAUCUAUCUAUCUAUCUAUCUAUCUAUUUCCGUCCAUUCAUAUCUAUCUCUCUAUGUAUCUAAGUCUAUUCAUAUCUAUCCCAGUCUAUUCAUAUCUAUCUAUCUCAGUCCAUUCAUAUCUGUGCCUGUUCAUAUCUAUCUAUCUAUCUAUCUAUCUAUCUAUCUAUCUAUCUAUCUAUCUAUCUCAGUCUAUUCAUAUCUAUCUAUCUAUCUAUCUAUCUAGCAAGCUAGCUCGCUAUCUAGGUAUCUCAUCUAUUCAUAUCUAUCUAUCUAUCUAUCUAUCUAUCUAUCUAUCUAUCUAUCUAUCUAUCUCAGUCUAUUCACAUCUAUCUCAGUCCAUUCAUAACUGUGCAUGUUCGUAUCUAUCUAUCUAUCUAUCUAUCUAUCUAUCUAUCUAUCUCAGUCUAUUCAUAUCUAUAGUAAUUCAGUCCAUUCAUAUCUAUCGAUGUAUCUAUCUAUCUACACCUAUAGAUAAAAACCGUUAA